Messenger RNA from Artibeus jamaicensis (Jamaican fruit-eating bat), 16078 nucleotides. Its product is annotated as oocyte zinc finger protein XlCOF6-like. Bases 151 to 2352 code for a protein of 733 amino acids. Lineage: Eukaryota; Metazoa; Chordata; Mammalia; Chiroptera; Phyllostomidae. Gene Ontology annotation, molecular function: DNA-binding transcription factor activity, RNA polymerase II-specific; RNA polymerase II cis-regulatory region sequence-specific DNA binding. The transcript is spliced from 3 exons. The record is from RefSeq and is a predicted model, not a curated record. Gene Ontology annotation, biological process: regulation of transcription by RNA polymerase II.
UUUCGCGGGGCGCAUUUCCUCUCCUGUUACCCCGUCUGUGUCUGGUGGUCACUGGGUCAAAAGGAGAAGGCGUCCGCGUUGGGACAGUGACCCCAAUAUCAGGGACACCCUUCUCGCCCGCGGCUCCCGCCCCUCCAGUCGCGCAGUCCGAUGGCGGCGACCGCGCUGUUGCGCUCGGCUGAGGUAGUUGUGACCUUCGAGGAUGUUGCCGUGUACCUGUCCAGGACAGAAUGGCUCCUCCUUGAUGAGGCUCAGAGAUGCCUGUACCUCAAUGUGAUGCUGGAGAACUACGCUCUUAUAUCAUCGCUGGGUUGCUGCUGUGGAGCAGAGGAUUUGGAGGCACCGACAGAACAGAAUAUUACUGUAAGAGUCUCUAAGGCUGUGAAUCUGAAGUCAACACUGUCUUCCCAGAAGAGCCACCCCUGUGAGAGUUGUGGGUGUGUCUUGAGACACAUUUUCUUCUCGGUGGACCAGCAGGGAACCCAACAGGGCUCAACACUGCUGAGGUGUGGGGCAUGUGCAAAACCAUUUUAUUUCAGUGCACAGAGUCACCAACUCCAGGAGCAGGACACAGCAGAGAACAGUUUCAUUAGCACUAUGGACAGGGUCUCGUUAUCAAAGAGCUGCAAUUUCCAUGUGUCGUGGAAUUUUUGUACCUCUAGUCAGGUUGGAAAAUGCUUCCUCAUCAGCUCCAGAUAUCCUGCACAACUGACUGCUUACACCAAACACAGGGGGAAAAAAAUCUGGAAGUCUGGAAUAACUUGUCCCACUACAAAAUAUUACACACCAAGAGAAUGCAAGAAAGCCAUUGGCUGUGAUGACACACUUGUUAAGGACCAGAGAUUCCUUACCGAAAGGAAGUGUUUUUUGUGCUCUGAAUGUGGGAAAUCCUUUACCAAAAUUUCUGCCCUCCAUGUUCAUCAGAGAGUUCACACUGGAGAAAGGCCUUAUAAAUGUGGUGAAUGUGAGAAAUCUUUCACCACUUGCACUGGUCUCCUUCAUCAUCACAGAGUUCACAGUGGAGAAAGGCCUUAUGAAUGUGUUGAAUGUGGGAAAUCCUUUACGCAGAGCUCUACCCUCCGUCGUCAUCAGAAAGUUCACACUGGAGAAAGGCCUUAUGAGUGUGUUGAAUGUGGAAAAUUUUUUACUCAGAGCUCUACCCUCCGUCGUCAUCAGAAAGUUCACACUGGUGAAAAGCCUUAUAAAUGUGAUGGAUGUAGUAAAGCCUUUACCCGUAGCUCUGACCUUCGUAAACAUCACAGAAUUCACACAGGGGAAAGGCCUUAUAGUCAUGGUGAAUAUGGUAAAUCUUUAACCAAUAGUUUUAUCCUCCAUCGUCAUCACAAAGUUCACACUGAAGGAAGCCCUUAUAAGUGUGGUGAAUGCGAAAAAUCUUUUAACAGUAGGUCGGGUCUCCUUUAUCAUGAGAAAGUUCACACUGGAGAAAGGCCUUUUAAGUGCAGUGAAUGUGGGAAAUCUUUCACUGGUCACUCUGUUCUCCGUCAUCAUCAGAAAAUUCACACUGGAGAAAGGCCUUAUAGGUGUGGUGAAUGUGGGAAAUCUUUUACACAAAACAAUAUCCUCCGUCGUCAUCAGAAACUUCACAGUGGAGAAAGGCCUUUUAAGUGCGAUGAAUGUGGGAAAUCUUGUACCAGUAGCUCUGACCUCCAGGAACAUCGAAGAGUUCACACUGAAGAAAGGCCUUAUGAGUGCGCUGAAUGUGGGAAAUCUUUUAAGCAAAAACAUACAUUUCUUUCUCAUCACAGAGUUCACACUGGAGAAAGGCAUUAUAAAUGUGGUGAAUGUGGGAAAUCUUAUACCAGUAGCUCUGCCCUCUGUGUUCAUAAGAGACUUCAUACUGGAGAAUUUCCUUAUAAGUGUGGUGAAUGUGGGAAGUCUUAUACCAGCAGCUCUGCCCUCCGUGUUCAUCAGAGAAUUCACACUGGAGAAAGGCCUUAUAAAUGUGGUGAAUGUAGGAAGUCUUAUAUCACUAGCUCUGCCCUCCGUGGUCACCAGAGAGUUCACACUGGAGAAAGGCCUUACGUGUGUGGUGAAUGUGGGAAAUCUCAUGCCAGGAGCUCCGACCUCCGUAAACAUCAGAGAGUUCACACUGGAGAGAGGCCUUAUGUGUGUGGUGAAUGUGGGAAAUCUUUUAUAAGUAGCUGUGGCCUCCGGUAUCAUUACAUAGUUCACACUGGACAAAGGCCUUAUGUGUGUGGGGAAUGUGGGAAAUCUUUUACCCAUAGCUGUAUCCUCCGUAAUCAUCAGAAAGUACACACUAGAGAGAGGCCUUACGAGUGCAGUGAACAUGGGAAAUCUUGUACCUGUAAGUCUGCCCUCCAUUUUCAUUAGCGUUCACACUGGGUAAAGUACUUGCGAGUUCAGUAAAUGGGGAAAUCCUCUAUGUGUACCAGUUACCUCAAUUGUCAUCACAGAGUUCACACCAAAGAAACGCUAAUGAGUGGUGAAUGUGGGGAAUCUUUCAGCUGUUGCAUUGACUAUCGAUGUUACCAGAGACGACACACAUGAGCAAAGUUUGAUGGCUGCAAGGAAUGUGAGAAUUGUUUUAUCGGUAACCUUCAUUUUCCUGAAAGACUUCACAUUGGAGAAAGGCCUCAUGAAUGCAGUGAAAGUGGGAAUUCCUUUUUUUGUAGUAGUCCCCUCGGGUAGUCCCCAAGUAACCCUUCAGAAUGGCCUUAUGCCUGCAGUGAAUUUGAAAAAUGUUUUUCUUGUAUCAUUGACUUCUACUAGUGUGAUAGAGUUUAUACUGUUGAAAUGCAACUUGAGUGACGUGAAUACGAGACGUGUUUAAACUAUAGCCAUUCCCUUUAUUAUCAUUAGAGAAUUCACAAGGUCUAAGUCCCUGUAAGUUAAGGUAAUUUGGGAAAUGCUUUAUUAUCUAUCCGUUGCCUUUGUUAUCUUCUGAGAAGUUACACAGGAGAAACAUUUUUAUAUACAAGAAAUAUGAGAAUUUUUUCUAUAGCACAAUCUCCCAUUAUAUUCCCAGUUUCACUCUACUGAAUACCCUUGUAAGUAAGGGGGGUGUGGGGAAAUGUUUUUUAUUUCUUAUCAGAGAGUUGACAGACGAGAUAGACCUUAUGAUAACAUGAAAUGUGGGAAUUCUUUCACCUUGUUUCCAUAAGCAUGUCAAUGUAGUUCACACUGGUAAAGGAUUCAAGCAUGAAGUGAACAUGGGAAAUCUUAGCCAUAAGUCUUUAGCCUUUUGACAUUGGAGAGGUCUCCAACAUCAAAAGGUUAGAUUGUAGGAAAUUUUUUUUGAUGUAAUGAUACUGAAAAAAACUUUCUGAAGAUGUCUGAGUUUAAUUUUAUAUGCUCAGUGUGGAGAUGUCUCAGAAAUUUCAUAUUUAAAUUUUGAAGUAACAGAUACGGUCUAAACUAAUGUUGCAUUUAUGCAUUCAUAGUUAUAUGUAUGAGGGUUGCAUUCCCCCACUCUAACAAAAUGUUGAUUUGUUUAAUUUUUAUACUUAUAGCUCUUUUUAUAUAUUUGUCAUGCUCUUUUUAUUAUUCUAGUGGUACUUAUCUAAGGACUGGUGAGCAUUUUUCAGGAGUGUAUGUUAUGGGGAUUUGUUUUUAGUAUAUUCUGUACUCACAUACUUCACCUAUUGUUUUAUAAUUUAGGGCUACUCUCCUUAGAAAAUAGGGGAAUGAAACAACAAAGAUCUAUGUUGUAACGUCACCCAUCUUCACUCCUUAAAAAACAAAUAAUUUUUGUUUCAUGGAAUAAUUAUUUUUAUGGAAAAUUGUUUUUAGUAGUGGAAAACAAAUCAAAUUAUUUGGAUAUUUUUGCUAUACAGAAUGUGUAGGUACAUACAUAUAUAUUUUAGGGUAAUCUGCAUUAUUAACACACUUCUUUGCUUUUGUAAAUUCAGUCAUUAAUAUAAUAAUUUUUGCUUUUUAGUUUUUCAGCCCUUUCUGUGGUCUUUCAUCUGGGGUUGAUGUGCUGCAACAGGACUUGAACGUACACCAGGUGGUAUGAGGACCAGUGGGUAUUUGUUGAGCCUGAAAGUUCUCCCAGAAGCCAAAGACAAGAAAACAGUGAUUAGACUCCCCAUAUAUUGGCAGUGCAACUGGAUUUAAAUCUUAGAAUACUGAUCAUUCAUAAGGUUACAGGAAAGUGAUUCACCCUAUAGGUCUCAGUAUUUUCCUGUGUAAAUAGGGGUAAAAAGCACCCUUGCCCUGGGUUGAGUGGCACAAUGGUUUGAAAGUUGUCCCACAAACCAAAAGGUGUGUGUUCGGUUCCUGGUCAGGGCACAUGCCUGUUUUGGUCCAGUUCCCAAGUUAGGGGAGUGGGAGAGACGAGCAGUUAAUGUUUUUGCACUUGGAGAUAUCUCUCCCUCUCUUUCUCCCUUCCUUACCCUUUCUAAUAGCCAGAGAACAAAAUAUUUUUAAGAAAGAGCAUCCUUCAUCCCUGGUUGCACAUUUUCCAGGCCUUGCAUUUUGAUCAUUAUUAUUCUUUUAAUCCUUACAGCACCCUGGGAAUUACUGUUACUGUACUUUUGGGAGAAAUAGGAUGGAGAAGAGGAAGGGGUUUUUCCAAGGUCACAGAGCAGACAAUUGUCAGAUUCAAGUGGCUGGAUUUGAACAAGUGAGUCUGGCUCCAGGGCUGUGGACAAUCUACCACAGCAUAGUAGGCCCUCAGCACAAGGCAGGAAGACAGGGACAAGAGAAACUCAGCUAGCUACUGUUUUCAUUAUUGUAAGUUUUCUGCAUUUUACUGGUGUCUCAGGGUGCUUAACAUCUGCAUCACACUCUUCAUGGGAACCCUAUGGGGCACUUCCAGUUGUCUCUCCAGGGGAAACGACUUUGAGUCUUAGCUGUGUUUUGUCUGCCUCCUUUCUGAGCUUAGUACACACAGGUCAGCACUAAUGAGGCCCAAGUGAUUCUUGGCUGGCUCUUUCUGCACAUUUACUUGUCUUUUGCAUAGCAGGUUAGGAUAUUAUACACUGGUGAAUAUUAUCCACUCCGACACUUCCAGUAUUCUUUUGUAAAUGUUGCUGAUAGGUACUCUGCAAUAUCGAGGACAGGUUGAUAUGAUAGAGACCUGUGUGACGCUGGAGACCUAUUGUACUGUUAUCUACUCAGUGGAGUGCUCAUUUAUUCUUCAUAUAGGAAACUGUCCUUUAGAUCCUGUACUACAUGGGUGUCCAGCCUGUGGCCCCAGGCUGCAUGUAGCCCAGGAUGGCUAUGAAUGUGGGUCAACACAGUCAUACAUUUAUUUAAAACAUUAUGAGAUUUCUUUUUUGUGAUUACGUGUUAUAGUGUAUUUAAUGUGUGGCCCAAGACAACUCUUCUUCCAGUUUAGAACAGAGGCGCCAAAAGGUUGGGCACCCCUGCUACUCUGUCAAGUACUGGCUGGAUGAGGAAUUGAGGCUCUCCGUGUUUUUCCUGCAGCCCUGACCGUUUUCAGCAAUGACAUUCCCCUUUCCACCCUCCUGCUGUCUACCUCAGAGAUACUUUGUUAGAUGCAAGUCCUUCUGAACAAAGUGAGAUUCGUCUCCUGAUGGCUCAAGACAGGCCAGUCGGCCAAAUCAGGUUGGGUCUGUGUCUACACGACCUUAUUAGCAUUGUUAUGGCUCGUUGCAUUUCCUGAGAACAGGACGAGUGUGCAGCAUUCUUGGUGAUGUUUGCAGUCUGAUCUUAAGAUAUGUUCCUAACAACACAAUCCAUCUGAAGUCACCUGGUGGCAUGCAUGGACACUGUCUGAAAAUUGACCUCUUUCCCUUUGCUGUUUCCUCAUUACUGUCAGUAGAAUGAAUUGGAUUAGUGCCGAAUCUCUAAAGCCUUUCUAAGUGUUUCUGAUUAUCCAUUUUCCACAUGGAGCAGCCCUCAGCAGCCCUUGUAAGUUACCUGGGACUUGAGCAUUUAUUAUUAUUUUGAUGUCAUUGCAUUUCCAUGGUAACCUAUCACUAGUCACAAGUCCCACUGAUUUUCCCAGUUAUUUGGAGAGAUACAGGUAUACUUUUUAGGAUGUAUUAUAUACAAGAAAAAUUGUGUAGGUCAUGUUCAAGGGAACAAUAACCAUGGGCACAGCUGUGUCCCCUAAGCAGAUGUCAUGUGUCAGGUCAUUUGCGGGCACAGUUCAGUCUCCUAUUAAACUCUAAGAUCAUCUGCAGCCCCUAGUUUUAAGUUUAUUCACAUGCUUGUUUAUAUUGCUGCUUGUAUUUUACAGCUUUUUAUUGUGUUUUUCAAGUGUGUCUUGGUGUGUCACUAAAUCCUACAGAAAGUUUGAAUCUUUUUAUUUUUUUACAUAUAUUUUAUUGAUUAUUUCAUUACAGUCGUUCCAAUUAUUUUACCUUUGUCCCAUUGCAUCCUGUACCUUCCACCCCGCAAUUUCCCCGCCCAAUCAUUUCAUGUCCAUGGGUCAUGCAUAUAAGUUCUUUGGCUUCCCCAUGUUCUAUACUAUUUUUAACCUCCCCCUGUCUAUUUUGUAUCUAUCAUUUUUGUUUUUUAAUCACUGCAUAUUUUCCCCUUCUCCCUCCCAACUGAUAACCCUACAAGUUAUUUCCAUACCUAUGAUUUUGUUCUUGCUCUGGUUGUUUCCUAUGUUUUUUUUUGCUUUGUUUUGUUUUAGAUUCAAUUGUUGAUAGUUCUGAAUUUGUUGCCUUUUUAAUGUUCAUAGUUUUAAUCUUCUUCUUUUUUAAUAUUUUACUUAUUUAUUUUUAGAGAGAGGGGAAGGAAAGGAGAAAGAGCGGGAGAGAAACAUCAAUGUGUGGUUGGCUUUCAUAUGUUCCCUACUGGGGACCUGCAACCCAGGCAUGUGCCCUGACUGGGAAUUGAACCUGUGACCCUUUGCUUCACAGGCCCAUGCUCAGUCCACUGAGCUAUACCAGCCAGGGCUGAUCUUUUUCUUAAAUAAGUCCCUUUAACACUUCGUGUAAUAUGUGCUUAAUAAUGCUGAACUCCUUUAGCUUUACACUCUCUGGGAAGCACUUUGUCAGUCCUUCUAUUUAAAUGAUAGCUGUGCUGGAUAGACUAAUCUAGUUUGUAGGUCCCUGCUUUUCAUCACUUUGAAUACUCUUUGCCAGUCUCUUCUUGCCUGCAAAGUUUGUUCUCAGAAAUCAGCUGAUUGCCUGUUUUGGGGCACUCCUUUGAAGGUAAUGCUUUUCUGUGCUGCUUUUAAGCGUCUCUCUUUAACUUUUUAACUUUUGGCAUUCUAAUUAUAAUAUGUCUUGGUGUGGUCUUCUGUGGGUCAAACUUGUUUGGGACUCUGUGUGCUUCCUGGGCUUGUAUGGCUAUUUCUUCCACCAAACUGAGGACAUUUUCUUUAAUUAUCUUUUCAGAUAAAUUUUCACUUGUGUGUGCGUGUAUGUGGGAACUAUUAAUUAAUAGUCAAAGCCUACAGAUUGAUUUCUUCUUGAACACACCCACAGUACAACCCCGGCAGCCUGUGGUCUUGGUGUGCUGAUCUCAAACACAAAGAUCCCAGAAGUAGCGCAGCCCUCUGUGGGCUGAAUUUUCUCAGCUGCUCUGGGUCUUCAUGAAGCUUAUUGUCCAGACCAUUGGCCGGUCCUUCACAUCCUUCUGUCUGUUCAAGAACCAGUCUGGAAUCUUGUACUAAGGUGGGUUCUGCAUAAUGGUAAUCACCUGUUCUACCUCAUCCUCUGUGAACUCUCCUGCCCUCAUGGGGAGGUUGAUGUCUGCUUUCCUCAACCUCACAGGAGCAUAUCUUCACCCCACAGCCUUAAUUGCAGUGAUGGCAAAGGCUGUUUUCCAUUGUGCAUCAAUAUAGGUGUUGAGUACUCACAAAUUGUGUUGGAAUUUCUCAGAAAUCACUAGAGACAUGGCUGCAGUGGUGUGUAGGCCUCCUGUGGAAGAUCUCAAAUAAUUUUUCACUGUCUUGCUCUUUCUCUUCUCCUUUGGGCAUCCCUAUUAUUCUUCCUCGUGUCCAAAUCCUUGACUUGAAUCCCGGCUCUCUUUCCUGCGCUGCUGGUUUCCUGUUGAUUUUUAUUUCACUUAGUGUAGCCAUCAUCUCUUCCUUUAUGUUGUUGCUGUACUCGAUGAGUUCUUUAGCAUCCUGAUUAGCAAUGUACUGAACUCUGCGUCUGACAGGUUGGUUAUUUCCAUUUCAUUUAGUUUUUUUCUGGGGUUUGUUCUGUUCUUUCACUUGGUCCAUAAUUCUUUGUCUGUCCUCAAUUUUGCAGCCUCCCUGUGUGUGUUUCUGUGUAUUAGGUGGCACUGCUUUGAAUCCCUGUAAGAGGCACCUGUUGGGACGAAUGUGACUUCUUUAAAUCCUUGAUUAUCAUACUUCAUUACAGCUCAAUUUCCUGACAGUUGAAGUUUUUAUUUGUUUUGAGAUAUAGUUGUGAUUUUCUUUGUGGUUGGCUGGGAAGUGAGGCAUGUCUACCUAUGACUCCAUCUUGACCAGAUGUCUCAUUAGUUCUUUAUUGCUUUCAAUCAGUUACAUCUACCCAUUGUUGAAAGGGGAAUGUGUAAGUUGUUUAAUAUUGUGUUGCAUUUUCUGGAUUUAGAUUGUAUAGUUUUGCCAAAAAUACUUAGGUGUCUGUGGUUGGAUGAAUAGUAAUUAAAAUUGUCAUCCUUUUGCUGAAUUAACUUCUUUUUCACUUUAUGAUCACAUUUUCGUCUUGUAACAGUUUGAGGUUUCUUUUUGUCAUGUAGUAUUUUAGCUACUCCUGCUCUUUUUGUUUUUAUCUGUAUGGAAAGUUUUUAUAUCUUUUUAUUUUCAACCUAUUUGUUUCUAUAAAUGUUUUUAAAGAUAUUUUAUAUAUUUUUAGAGGGAGGUGAAGGGAGGAAGAAACAUGAUAUGCAAGACAAUUAUCAAUUGGUUGCCUCUUGCACACCCCCACCUGGUGAUCUGGCCCACAACCCAUGCAUGUGCCAGGACUCAGAUUUAUGCUCAAUGCACUGAUCCAUACCAGCCAGGACAAGAAGUAGUUUUAUCUCAUUGUGGAUAGAAGAGUUCCUGGUAGGUGAUGUGUUUUCAACUGAAAACAAAUUUCAGUUGUCAUUCUUCUUGCUCUCCCAUUAGGGGAGGUCAGAUUGCUGAAGAUUUUAGAGUCCUCAGUGGGCAGGGCAGCAGUUGUCCAAAUAUUUAGCGAUCUGUUUAGAAGUUUUUGAUGGCAAAGAUUGCUGGGGAGAUACUGGUGUUAUUCAUUCAUGAUGUUGUAGCCGAGGGGAGUUCUCUUGAUAUCCAUGCUGAGAACUCUACAGGUUCUUUUGAGAUGAAAUUUUUGGGAAGUUGCAGACAUUACUGAAAAUCCUGAAGUUCUCAGAGACCAUGGUUUCCAUGGUGAUUCACAGACCAGAUCACUAGAGUCCACGGUAACAUGUGCAGUGGGUCGAUGGAAAUUCAUCCUUAAUUUUGAAUCGAACCAUCUUUGCUAAGACAGUCUCCUCUGCAAUUCCUUCUGUGUAGUUCUUUUAUACUGUACUUAUGGCUGUUUGAAGAAACUGGUUUCCUAAGCAUUUUCCCCAUUUCUCCAGGGAUGUUCCUUAUGAUGGAUAAUUUUCUAAUUAUUUUGGAAGGCAGUUGUAAAUCUGUAUGUUUUAUUCUGCCAACAUUAUUCACCACUAAUAUAGAUUGUUUUGCUUUGGUUUAUUUCUGCUAAGUUAUGCUACAACAGUAGUGGAUUUUCAUCUGUUUUGACUUCUCUUUGGAGUUGAAUCAUCAGCGUUUCAUGUAAUUGCUUAACUGGGAGGGAAUUUUAAGAGUCCUGUGUGUAUCACAAGAGGAACCUGAGUCCAGUCAUCACAGGAUGAGCCCACAGAAGGUCUGGUGUUUGUGAAUGGCGCUUGGGGAGCAUUAGAUGCAAGGGCUUUUUAAAACAUGAUAAGGAACAUGUUUUCUUUAACUUCUAAUUUUGUCACCAUUGUUGGUGGCCACAUACUAAUCUUUUGGUCCCUUCCCAGUGUUGGCACUUUGCAAAUUUGGCUGCUUUUUUUUUUUUUUUUUUUAAGAGAGGAAGAGAAACAUCAAUGUGUGGCUGCCCCUAGCGUACCUCCCUACUGGGGACCUGGCCCACAACCCAGGCAUAUGCCCCAAGUGGGAAUCGAUCUGGCAGCCCUUUGGUUUGCAGGCCGGCACUCAAUCCACUGAGCCAUACCAGCCAGGGCUGGUUGUUUUAAUAGGUAUCAUUUCUAAUCUGAUACCCAACCAGGGCUAAACUCAGGCUCUCUGACCUCUACAGCACAACCAUUCCUCUGAGGAGUCUAUUUGCUGUGCUCUCCAACUUCCGUCAACGCCUGUUUCACCGUGAAGUGUUGCUCGUGUUUCUAUACGAACCUUGCAUAGCAUGUGCUCUGCUGCUGUUGAUGAUCACGGUUUGAGGCACAUUCACAUUCCUCUACAAAAGCUGGCAGCACCAGCAGGAAGGGUUUGGCAGGCAGCUAUAUCAGAGGGACAACUUCCGAACCCUGCUUCUCUUCCUUGUGUCCCGUCCUGUCCUAGUGUCCUUUGUUUUAUGAGGUGCCCAUUAUUUACAUUCAUUGCUGCCGUAGUAAGGCACAGCCCCCACUUUUUCACAGUCUACGUCAGUUUCUGGAAAACUGUCACAUAGAAUUAUGCUUUGAUGUGAGAGAUGAGCAUCUGUGAUGAGAAAAUGCCCUGCGCUGGCUGGUGUGGCCCACUGGACUGAAUGAAGCCCUGUGAACCGAAAGGUUGCUGGUUCAUUUCCCUGUUGGGGGACAUGCCCGUGUUGCUGACUGGCUCUGCAACUGGGGGUGCUGGAGAGACAUCAGUUUGAUGUUUCUCUUGAACACUGAUGUUUCUCUCCUGACCUUUCCCUCUCUAAAAAUAAAUAAGUCAUUUUUUAAAAACUCACCCUGAUGCCCUGGCUCCUGUGGCUCAGUGGAUUGAAUGUUGGUCUAUGAAACAAAGGGUCACCAGUUUGAUUCCCGGUCAGGGAUUGUAGGCCAAGUCCCCUGUGGGGGUCGCGCGAGAGGCAACCACACAUUGAUGUUUCUUUCCUUCUCUCUCUUCCUCCCUUCCCCUCUCUAAAAAUCAAUAAAUAAAAUCUUUAAAAAACCCAAAACCUCACCGCGAGUCACCAUAUCUUACCAGCAUUUGUUUUUAUUCAUGUUGCUGCUGUGGAACAAGGGCAUGUUGGGACCCACUGAACAGCGUGUUUCUAUGAGUCUCACAGACUCUCAACUCAGCUUUGUCUUCCCAGAAGGGCCCCCACUGUGAGAGUUGUGGACUGAUCUUGAGAGACAUUUUCCUUUCUUUGACCAGCAGGGAACAGAAGUUAAGCCAAAACGGCUGAGGCGUGGGGCACAUGCAAAACCAUUUUAUCCUAAUGCGCUAUGCCACUAGCACCAGAAAAGGGGGACACAUCAAAGAACUGUUUCACAAGCAGUGUGGUCAGGGUCUCCCUUGCAAAGAGCUGCAAUUUCCAUGCAUCUCCAUGUUUCAUGGAAUCCUUGUACCUCCAGUCACAUUGGAAAACACUCCUCAUUAACUCAGGACAUCUCAAGCAACUGGCUGCUCAUACCAGCUAAAGGGCAAAGGAAAUCUCUAACUUAGAAUGACUUUUCAAAAUACUAAGUAUUAUUACACCCCCAGAGAAUGCAAGAAAGUUAUCGGCUGUGUCCACACAAAUUAAAUACAGUGUUUUGUUUUGUCUUUAAGAUUUUACUUAUUUUUUUAUAGAGGGAAGGGAGGGAGAAAGGGAGUGAAAUAUCAAUGUGUGGUUGCCUUUUCUUCACCCCCAACUAGGGACUUGGUCUGCAGCCCGAUUCCCAGGCAUGUGCCCUGACUGGGAAUCGAACCAGCAACCUUUUGGUUUGCAGGCCUGCACUCAAUCCACUGAGCUACACCAGCCAGAGCUAAAGACAGAGUUUUGUGUUCAGUGAAGGUUGGAAAUACUUAACCACAAGCCCAUCCCUUCAUGAUUGAUCAUCAGAGGUUCACACUGGAGAAAGCCCUAAUGAGUGCAGUGAAUGUGGGAAAUGCGUUAUACAAAGAUUUGCUCUUUGCCCUGGCUGGUGUAGCUGAGUGGACUGAAUGCCACCUGCAAAGCAAAGGGUAUUGCUGGUUCUAUUCCCAGUCAGGGCACAUGCCUGGGGUACAGGUCAGGUCCCCAGUUGGGGGUGCAUGAGAGGCAACCACACACUGAUGUUUCCCUCUCACCCUCUCUCUUCCCAUCUAAAAAUAAAUAAAAUCUUUACAAACAAAAGAUCUGCCCUUCAUCAACACUAUCAAGUUCAUUCUGUAGAAAAGCCAUAUUUGUGCAGUAAACGUGGGAAAAUGUGCACGAGUAGCACUGCCUUUUUCAUCUUUGAAUUACUCACAAUGGAUGUAGGCCUUUUAAGGGCAGUGAAAUCAGGACAUUUUUGUAAUGAUCUGUGCUCUGAUAUCAGAGAGUUCACAAAGGAGAUAGGCUUUCUGAGUGCAGUGAAUGUAGGAAAUCCCUUUUCCAUUGCAGUCACCUCCUUUGCCAUCAGUCCACCCUGGAGAAUGGGAUUAUGCCUGCAGUGAAUGUGGGGAGUCUUUUCUGUGCAUCAGUGAUUUCCAUUAUUAUGAGAGAGUUUACACUGUAGAAAUGUGUUUUCAGUGCUUUGAGUGUGGGAAAUCUUUUACCAGUAGCUAUGCUUUUCAUGUUAUGAGAGAAAUCACAAAAAUUAAUUUCUUGUAAGUUUAGGAAAUUUUGGAAAUCGCUUGUUCCCUGCACAUGCACAUAGAUGGGGUGACACAUAAGGCAGGUAUGUGCCCUGACCCACAUUCAAAUUUGCAUCCUUUUGAUUACGGAUUGAACUCCUCCCUCUGAUCCACAUUGGUCAAGGUUCUCUCCCUUUUUUCCUCCCUCCAUUUCCCCUCUAGAAAUAAAUAAUCAAAGAAAUAGUUUUUGAAAAACAUUUAUUCAGUGUCAGACCAUUUUAUUUGGCAUUCAGCAGCAUGUUACUAUCAAAAAAUGAUAGUAAAAUACUUUCUUGGAGCACUUAACACUUCCUACAGAAGAGGAACUAAAAUAUUCUGUUCUGAAUUUACCCACAAACCCGGUCCUUGAGUUGUCUGCCCAUUCACAUGAGAUUUGUCUAAAAUGUCUUCUUGUAGCAGCCUGACUCUGCCACCACAGUACUUGCCUGGCGUCACAGAUCUGUGGUAACCUGUAGCUUCCCUGGCUCUCCCAUCCUGCUAAGCUUUGUUUCUGGGCAGUUCUUAUCUUAACAACCUGUGCCGUGGUCUUCCCUGCCUUGGAUUCCUGGAUUGGCCAAAUGUUGGCCUCCAUCAGCAGAGGAGCAAGAACUGCUGCCUCCAAAGACUCCUCCUUUCAUGGGUCCAAAAUUUGAAGAUCGGUUGUUGUAAUUGCCAAAAAUCAUUGUAUCUUCUACCACCUUCAAACUCCCAUCAUCACCAAAUCCAUUAUAGCCAUCACCACUGGCACCAUAUUCACCACCACCACCAUAGCAGCCACCAAAGCUACCUUGACCACUAUAGUUUUCUCCAUGACCAAUGUUGUCAUUUGCACCAAAACCACCCACAAGACCACCUCUGAAGUUUCCAGAACCACUUCUCCAUCUAGGGCUGGAGAAAGCACUAGCCGUCUCUUGCUUAGAUGGGGCUUUUAUCAGUUCACAGUUGUGACAAUUCACAAUAUAGUACUUCUAAAUGACGACCUUGUCUACACAGGCUCGGUCAUCAAAGGUUAUAAAAGCAAAGACUAGUUUUGUUACCGCCUCUGUUAGUUACGACUUCAGUAACUUCAAAUUUUCACAUUGUUCAAAAGUGAUCUGUUAGGUGAUUUUUUCAAUGUCUUCUUUGAUAUCAUUGACAAUGGACUUCAUAGUUAAGGGGGCAUCAGGUCUGUGAAAAUCCUCUUUUAAAAAGUUUUCACUUAUUUAUUUUUAAAGAGCAUAAGAUAGGGAGAGAGGGGGAGAAAACAUGCUUCUGUUGCCUCUCAUAUGCCCCCAGCUGGGGAUUUGGCCCACAACCAGAUGGGUCCUGACAGGAAGCCAACCGCAAUAUUUGGAUUCCCACACCAGAGCUCAACCCACUGAGCUAGGGAACUUUCCCUUGAGAAAGACUCUGGUUCCACAACUCUUCCUCUCACCUCAUAGGGCCACGUGUUCAUGGCUGCAUCCAUCUCCACAUGUGUGACAGACUCCAAGCUUCUGUAGCACUUGGUGUUUGGAUCUCUCAUCACAUAGUCUGUGAGUGUUCGCCAUUGCUCACCAUGGCUCCUUAGUCCCUUAUCACGUUUCAAACCUCAAAACUCCAAUAAAGUGUUUCUUCAGCUGUUGGGCUGUUACGGAGGCUCUGACUUAGAUUUGAAGACUGCAGGAGGGAGAAUUUAGUGAUGCUACUUAGCAGUGUCCACCAGCAGACAGUGUCAGUAUUUGUUUACUAACUGCUGAAGACAAUUCUGUUAUUUAAAAUUUGAUUUACUUUUUAGAGAGAAGGGAAGGAAGGCAGAGAGACAGGGAGAAAAACAUUCAUGUGAGAUAAACAUCAACCAAUUGCUUCUUGCCCUCUUACAAAUGGGGACCUGGCCUGCAACCUGGCCAUAUUCCCUCACUGGGAAUUGAACAAUGACCUUUCAGUUUGCAUACUGGCACUCAGUCCACUGAGUCACACUGGCCAGGGCCAAAAAGAAUUGUAUUCGCACAUGAAAUUUCUCACUGAAUUUUCUGAGACAAGAUGUAUUUUUAGCUUUUGUGAAUAUUAGCAUGUACUUGGAAAUAGUGGUUAUGUACAAAAUUUACAUUUUGUACCAAUGGCUUUCAUACUGCCAUCUGUGAAGGUUUGGAAAGUGGGCAUGUGAAUGUAAGAAAGAUGUUUAGGGUUGUUGUAUUUCUCCACUUUGCAGGGAAAUGAUCAUUUUACUUCUCAAUGUAGUGACAUUUUCUGCAUGGGGACUAGAGGAUUAUUUCUAUUAAAGAGUUAUGGAUUCCAGAAUGGAAGCCUAUGGGACAACUUCAAGAGAUCCAACAUUCACAUCAUAGGGUGCUAGAAGGAAAAGAGAAAGAACAAGUAGUUGGAAAUCUAUUUUAAAAAAUAGUGAUAGAUAACUUCUCUAAUUUUGUGAAGCAAAUAGACAUGCAAGUCCAGGAAGCACAGAGAGUCCCAAAUAAGAUAGGUGCAAAAAGGCCCAUUCGAAAACACAUCAGUAUUAAAACACCAAAGGUUAACCCUGCCUGCUAUAGCAUAGUGGAUUGAGUGCCAGCCUGUGAACUGGAAGGUUAUGAGUUUGAUUCCCAGUCAGGAUACAUGCCUGGGUUGUGGGCCAGGUCCCCAGUUGGGGCAGCAAGAGGCCACCUAUCAGUGUCUCUCUUGCACAUCAUUGUUUCUUUCCCUCUCUUUCUCCUUCCCUUACUCUCUCUUAAAUAAAUAAAAUCUUUCAAAAAGGGGGGGAUGGAAAUGGAAGUUUAAGAUUCAGGCAAUAAUAUAUUAUGUCAUUCAGUUUCUAUUAUAGUCCAUAAUCCAGAGUAAAGAAUGCAGAUCACUUCACAAAAGAGGAAUGUUAAGGUCAAGAAGAAAAAAAUAAAAUGCCAAAGGUGAAAGAUAAAGAGAGAGUCUUAAAAGCAGUGUAAGAAAAGAAGUUAGUUACCUACAGGGGAAUUUCCAUAAGACUGUCAGCUAAUUUUUCAAAAGAAACUUUGCAGGCUGGAAGGGAUUGGCAAGAAGUACUGAAAGUCAUGAGAAGCAGGGACCUACGGCCAAGAUUGUUCUACCCAGCAAAGAUAUCAUUUGGAAUCCAAGAAGGAGAGAUAAAGGACUUCCCAGACAAGAAAAAACUAAAGGAGCUCAUGAUCACCAAACCAUUAUUAUGUGAAAUGUUAAGGGGACUUAUUUAAGAAAAAGAAAAUAAAAAAUAUAAACAAUAAAUGGCAAAAAAAAGGCAAUAUCAACAAUUGAAUCUAAAAAACAAACUAAGCAAUAAGAAGAAUAGAUACCAAAUCAUGGAUAUGGAGAAUGUUUUGAUGGUAGCCAUAUUGAAGGUGGGGUGAGGGGGAAUGGGUAAAGAGGUGAGGAUAUUAAGAAGUGCACAUAGGUAGUGACAGAAUAGCCAUUGGAAUAUAAAGUACAGUAUAGGAAAUGAAGUAGCCAAAGAGCUUAUAUGUAUGACCCAUGGAUAUGAACAAUGGUUGGGGGACUGCCUAA